AUGAAAAAUCGAUGGAUCUUCUCCAUUAUUUUUACACUAUUUCUGAGCUCAGUGAGCUCUCAAAACUCCACAUCCGAUUCAUGUGAUUCUGACAAAUGCUUGAUGCUUGUGGCUGAAAUCGGGCCAAUUAUUCGAGCACAUGAAUCAGUCAAACCAAAAGCGGAGGUUCUGAAAAAAAUGAAUGAUUUGUGUGCAGAUAUAAAAAAAUGUUUUAAAGCUGCCACGUGUCCAAAGGGAAAGCAUACAUAUGAAAGUAUGCGAGAUGCCUGUGAGCAUUUGGAGUUAAUGACUGGAAAUGUGCAACCGUGUUUGAAGAAAUUUUAUUCAGCAGUUUAUCAUGAAAAGUACAAUUGUACAGCCAAUAAGGACUACUUGACAGAAGAUCUGCCAAAACGUCGUGUUUCGUACACCCUGGGAAGGUUCUGUUUCUUUGAAGUGAUAGGAAAAGAGUGCUCUGCUGAAACUGUAGCAAUUCUGAGUUCGAACUUCAACUAUGAUAACCUCAUCAAUGUUUUGACUACUCUGCCAUUAGGCUUCAAAGACAACUGUAACCGCCUGUUCCAUUCGUUCAACAAACUUCAAUGUGAAGCACUGGAAGAUGCUAUAACAGCGAAAGAGAAUGAGAUCAACUGGGUCGACACAACACAAACUAAUGAUACAGAUUUGGUAUCCUUCUUGCAGCUGUUUGAGGAUGCUGAGAAAUGCAUCGCAAAAUCCUGCUCCUACAACGACAUCCACCGGCUGAUCUUCAAGAGCAAGAAGGAUUGGUUCGAGUUAUACAGCACCGAGUUCUUCAUGUGCAAACGGAAAAUGAUGCUCGACAAACCGUCGUCUGCGAAAUUCCCUUGCCUUAAAGACCACAAUAUUGUUGGAUCGAAAAAAGAGGAGACUUGUGAGAGAUAUUCGAAAUUGAAGGAUUGUACAAAGACAGUGAUGGAAGCAGUAUGUGGGAAGAAGGCGAUUGAGGAAUAUGAUAAAACUGCUGAGAUUAUUAAGAAACAUUUCGAUUGUAAAUAA
Messenger RNA from Caenorhabditis remanei, 1017 nucleotides. RefSeq lists its product as uncharacterized. The coding region runs from base 1 to 1017 and encodes 338 amino acids. The transcript has 4 exons. The record is from RefSeq and is a predicted model, not a curated record. NCBI's taxonomy places the organism in Eukaryota, Metazoa, Nematoda, Chromadorea, Rhabditida, Rhabditidae.